This is a messenger RNA of Penicillium bovifimosum, 1038 nucleotides long. Its product is annotated as putative zinc metalloproteinase. Gene Ontology annotation, molecular function: proteasome binding. NCBI's taxonomy places the organism in Eukaryota, Fungi, Ascomycota, Eurotiomycetes, Eurotiales, Aspergillaceae. Bases 1 to 1038 code for a protein of 345 amino acids. The transcript has a single exon. The record is from RefSeq and is a predicted model, not a curated record.
AUGGACUCUCCUAUGGAGCUGACAGUCCACCACCAUGGCACACCCCACAUAAUCCAAGUCUCAUCCUCGGCAACACUACAAGACCUCUCCACAGAGCUCGAGCGCAUCCUAAACAUCCCAAGCGCCAACCAAAAGCUCCUCCUAGCCCCCAAGCCCGGAAUGCAAAAGGCGCCCUUCCCACCAACCCGGCUAGACGCACUGCUGCAACGCUCCUCCCCCAAAUUCAAAAUCACCCUCCUCGGCACCCCGGCCAAAGCAAUCGCCGAUCUCCACGAACAAUCCGCCAACGAACAGCGCCGACAAGAAUCCCGAGCCACAGCCCUCGCCGCAGCAAGACGAAAGCAACAAAAACCAUCAUCGACCCGCAGCGGCGGUAUCCACACCCUCUCCUCCUCAAGCAACAACUACACCUUCCACCGCCUCCUGCCACUAUCGUACCUCCCCAACCCAGACCGCUCCCUCGACUUCCUCAAACGCCUUCGCGAUGACCCCGGCAUCCGCGCCGCAAUGGCUAAACACAAGUUCUCCGUCCCGCUCUUGACGGAAAUGAACCCGGCGGAGCAUACGACCAGCGAGUCGCGCACGCUAGGUCUGAACCGGAAUAAGGGCGAGGUUAUCGAGUUAAGGCUAAGGACGGAUGCUUAUGAUGGGUAUCGUGAUUAUAGGACUAUAAGGAAGACGUUGUGUCAUGAGCUGGCGCAUUGUGUGUUUGGGCCUCAUGAUCGGGACUUUUGGGAUUUGACGGCGCAGAUUGAGAAGGAGGUUGAGCGCGCGGAUUGGAAGUCUGGGGGGAAUCAGUUGUCUAGCCAGGAGUUUUAUAAUCCGGGGGAUUGGGACUCGCAGAGGGGGGAGGAGUUUGUUGAUGAGUGUGGGUGGACUGGAGGGGAGUUUGUCCUUGGUGGAUUGCAGGGCGAGAGUGGAAGUGGAGGUGCGGGUUCUUCUGAUGGGACGUUGUCGAGAAGAGAGAUUAUGGCGCGUGCUGCGGAGGAGAGGAUGAAGAGGGAGAGUCAGGCUGGGAAGCAGGAUGAUGCUGCGUGA